AUUAAUAAAAUAUUAUCAAUCACCCAUCAAAAAUGUUCUUACGUACUUUCGCUACAAAAGCUCGGGCCAAAAAGCCAAGAUUAAGCGUACUAGAAAAAACUGAAGAAUUCAUUAAAAAUUUUAAGAAGACUGGGAAGAAAUUUACACAAAUUACGGAAAAAGUUGAUAAUUCAGAAGGAAAGUACAAACAAUUAGUUGAUGAGCAGGGGAACUACAUUCCAGACAAACUUAGUAUUGCUGCCUGGAACGUCAAUGGAAUCAGAGCUGUACUGAGGAAGGAAUCUCUCCAGCAUUAUCUUGAGGAAUACUCACCAGAUAUUCUAUGACUCAGUGAGACAAAGAUCGAUGAAAAGAGGCUUAAAAAGUUAGCCAUUCAUCAAUAUCUCCCAUCCGAGUAUAUGAGUUUUUGGGAUUGUUGUAAGCCCCCACAUGCAGGGUAUUCAGGGACAGGCUUUCUUACCAAAUACGCACCUCUAAAUGUAUCGUACGGUCUUGGAAUCCUUGAGCAUGACGCUGAGGGAAGAGUAAUCACAUGAGAAUUCGAGCAUUUUUAUGUCCUUUCAGUAUAUACUCCCAACGGAAUGGAUUCUCUUAACAGAAUUGAAUACAGAGUCUUUGAAUGGGACGAAGCCUUCAGACUAUACGUAAAGAAACUGCAAGAAACUGGCAAACUUGUGAUUGUAACUGGAGACCUGAAUGUGUGCCAUGAGCCUAUAGAUAUUCAUAAUCCACGCCAGUGUGAACAGUCUGCAGGAUUUACAUUCUGGGAAAGAUCUUCAUUUACUAAAAUAUUGAAGACACUUGAAUUAGUAGAUACAUUCAGAGAAUUCUACCCUGAGACUGCCAAUUAUACCUGGUGGAGCAACAGAGGCGGGAGAAUGAGACUCAGAAAUUUAGGAAGAAGAAUAGAUUACGUUUUAGUUGACCAAAAAGUCAUCGAUGGAUACUGAGUUGAUGAUUCAGCUAUCUUAAAUGAAAUUAUGGGAAGUGACCACUGCCCUGUCUCGAUGACCUUAGAUAUGAAGAAGUUACAAAUGAUAGUUUAAUUCAAUCAAAAGAUUAAUUUCCG
This is a messenger RNA of Moneuplotes crassus, 1069 nucleotides long. NCBI's taxonomy places the organism in Eukaryota, Ciliophora, Spirotrichea, Euplotida, Euplotidae. The record is from the annotation of a GenBank genome assembly.